Hyla sarda is the source of this 1908-nucleotide messenger RNA. RefSeq names its product thymus, brain and testes associated (gene TBATA). The transcript is spliced from 13 exons. NCBI's taxonomy places the organism in Eukaryota, Metazoa, Chordata, Amphibia, Anura, Hylidae. The record is from RefSeq and is a predicted model, not a curated record. Bases 583 to 1638 code for a protein of 351 amino acids.
CAUGAAUGCAAACACAACUCUAUAGAGGUGACUGUGCAAGUCCGGCCAGGCUCCUGCUAGAGAGGAAGCAUCCACAUGCAGCAGCGACAAGGAGUCUGAACAAGCAAGCCUUAUUCGCCGACAUUUAUAGGACAUCUGCAAAGCAACACUUAACAGCACCACCUACCGACCAGAGGCGGAACUGCAGCACAAGUCUGCUAUACCCACUGACACGUCGAGACUCAGUGACAUGUGACACAGCCGGAGCGGGGAGGCCCACGUGGGACGCGGGACGUGACUCCCUGCGCCAGACAAGCCUGCCAGCGCCACCUGCUGCACCUCGGCGGAACCGCAGCCAGGAGAGCCGAUCCUCUCACCGGCACGACAAGACUCCGCCUGCUCAGAGUCCCUGUCAGUCACGUGAACCGCCGGAGCCAGGAGACCCACGUGGGACGCGUCUCCCCGUGCCGGCCGCUGUAACCAAGCGCUGCCCGCCCCACCGCCGGUAAGAAAAGAAUGAGGGAAUAAAAGAAAAGAGGACAGCGCCUCGUGUGAUAUCGUAAAUCAAGUGAACCCAAGUGGAUCCCCCAACAAGACAAAAAGAUGCCUGGCGAGACAAAAGAACCACAGCCUGUUAUACGUCAAACACACAGCAACGGCAUGACUGGAAAGGAAAAGAAGGAACAGGUGAAGAUCCCUGUAUCUAGUACAUUUAAAAGUCAAGACAUUACUGAUUUGGCUGGAAAACUGGAACAUCUGGCCCAGAAUACCCCACUGCGUUUCAGUGAUGAAGCAAUGAGGCCCCCAACUAAAAGCAACUCUCGGUUUGGUAACUUCAGUCAGCAUUCAUUCUUUUCCAGGCAUAAUCCCCAUCCUCAUCGUGUUACACAUAUUCAAGGGCUUAAUGGAAUCCCUAUAUGUAUUGUCAAUGAUGAGUGGAAUGUGACUUCACCCCUCUUCCCUCAUCCCAUGAUAAAAAGUAAGCUCCCAACAAAUCUCUUGGGUGUACCCAGUUUGCCUGUAGGAGAUCCCCAUGGUAACAUGAAUCCAUUUCUUGGAGCAGGUUCCAUGUCUGAGGCAUGGCGUGAAGAGCUGAGAGAACUUGCAUCAAAAGUUUGCACCACAGACAAACAACCAGAUAAACAGGAGGUAGAAGAGCCACGAAGAUCCACGCAGUACUCUGCAGAAACUGGACGUAUCCUACCUGCGUCGGCCAGAGCUUUGACACGACAUGCGUCCAGAAAAGGGACCCGAACCAGCAACACCAAAGCAAGGAAUAUAAGCACUCAAUUCCAAGAUCAAGAACUUCUGAUACUGGAGUUGCUUUGCCAGAUUCUGCAAACUGAUUCUUUGUCUGCCAUCCAGCAGUGGCUUUUGUCAGCUGGCCAGAGAGAAAAAGACCUUGUCAUGAACAUGAUCCAGACAGCCACUGCCAACAUGCAACAUGAAUCCAUGGGGGAAAGACUCCAUUCUCAGAACAGCACAGCACUUUUGUCAAAGGAUGACUUCCUACAAAUGAAAAAUAUAAACAGGUCCAAUCACAAGCAGAAACCAGAGCCUAUUCCUGAAGAAGACAAGCCAGAGUGCAUUGGUACAGCAGAAGUUCUUCAGAUACAUGCAUCAGAUGAUGAAAACCAAGCCAAGCCUGGCUCAAAAUAAUACCCUACAGGGAAGACCUUCUUUUAAAUAAAUUUUCUUGGACAAAUCAACUUCUAUUCUAUUGAUUUCUAAUUGUUAACAAGUGUCUUUAAAAUGUGGUAAAAUAUUGUCACUCCACAUGUAAAAGGUAUUCAGGUUACAAUUUGAGUAGCAUGAAAUUCAUGUUAACAAUUUUUUUUUUUUUUUACCUGAUCCUCUCUAUUCUUCUCGUUCUCUUUUUUGUUAAAUUCUGUAGUUUGGGCUUUAAUAAAAUAACUAGAAGAAUACCCU